GAUUUUGAUAAAAGCACUUUCUGUCCGGCACACUCUCGUUCUAGUAGAGGAAGUAGAGGUUGCAAUCGUAGAAAAAAACAGCCUCUUUCCCUUAGGCUCUCUGUCCUGCUCCCCGAAAGAGGAAAGCAAAGAAGGCACCAGCACUUCAGACUGAGAAGUUUAGGCUCUUCUACUCUCGCUAAAGAAGAUAAAUUCACAUUCACCCUUAACUUCUCGUACCGGAUAGGCUCUUGGACUUGGAGCUCACAAAUGCGCUAUUUGAGUGAACGAAUGCGCUGUUGACAUGAUAUAAUUAGUAGUUUUAGUUUUUUCUGCUGAAGUCGGAGACUAAGGGGGGUAGCGGUUCGUGCUUGAGUUGAAUCACUUGACUUUGGUCCUAUCUUUAUAUUUAGAUAAGUAGUAGAUCCCCUUAAAGGGAAAGGAUCUAGGUAAAAGCUAUUGGCUGCUACCUGGUAGGCAACUCACCAGGAAGAGUCUAUAUCACCGAUAGGCCAAUCCAAUUAUACGGAGUGAUGGCAUCAGUAGCCAAGAAGGAACUGACUUGGUCAGCUGUUUUCAGUUCUUGUGACUACGCUUUCUGUGGGCUUAAAGCUAAGGCAGAUCCUGAUCGGAGGGGAGACAACUCAGUAGGUAGGCUAUCUGUGUCCGAAAGCCCGAUCUGUAAUGCUUACUGUCCUUACCAAGACCUACUCUCUAAUCAGUCGAGCUUCAAGACCUUCUCCUUAACCGGAGCUGUACAAUCAAUCAGCACGAGAAAAGGAGUAGAAACUGGGUCUUCAAAAGUCCCCGAAGAUCUGUCUGAGGCAGCGGGAAGAGUUCCCAAGCGGGUCCAAGUCUGCUGUGUGGACGAAGACUUCUCUAAGAUCCGAUUCGAUGGCUCUGACAAGACCUCUUAUAUUGUUCUUAGCCUCACUCUUGAUGAACUUGAAUUGAAGACUUCAGCUUACUACUUGGAUUUUCUCUUACUGUUUCUUGCUACUGCUUUGUUCCUGUACCACUUCCGCUUUCCUCACUUUUCGUAUCACGAACCUCGACCUAAAGUAGCUCUAAGAAGAAGUCGGGGAGGCCCCUCUAAGGUCAGCUCUUGCUCUUGGCGUGUGAGCAAAGAUUCUAGAUGCUUUCUCGCUGUCCGAUGGUUGCUCGCUGGCAUGGGUCGUUGCCAAAGAUUUUUCAUCGCUAAACCCUUGAGCCCCGGAGGCCUUUACCGGAGAAAUAGUACCUUCUAUACCAGGAAAGAUCAGCAGUCUAGCCCAUGUCUUCCUUCUCCGCUCACUAGGAGUUUGAAAGCUUCAGUCAACACAGUACUAGGCGUACUAGAAUGGAUAGCACAGGUCGGAGGUGAAGCUUCUACUUAUACCUGUCAUUCCUAACUCCGUGAUGGUUAGUAAUCAAUCGUCUCUUUUCAAUAUCCGGUUAUCCGGUAAAGAAAGCAGGAAAGGGCUUCAUGGUAGAUUUUUUUUAUAGUAGAGUUUUUUGGGGUCUAUCUUUUAUCCUUAUUGAUUUCAUGGGAUUUGGUUUUAAGAGUCUUCUUCAUACCCAGGAAAGUCCGAUCGUAGAAUAGCGGGUGAUUGGAGAAUAGUAUGGGUCAGUCACUCCUCUAU
Rubroshorea leprosula is the source of this 1601-nucleotide messenger RNA. NCBI's taxonomy places the organism in Eukaryota, Viridiplantae, Streptophyta, Magnoliopsida, Malvales, Dipterocarpaceae. The record is from the annotation of a GenBank genome assembly.